This is a messenger RNA of Mercenaria mercenaria, 333 nucleotides long. RefSeq lists its product as uncharacterized. The coding region runs from base 1 to 333 and encodes 110 amino acids. The record is from RefSeq and is a predicted model, not a curated record. The transcript has a single exon. NCBI's taxonomy places the organism in Eukaryota, Metazoa, Mollusca, Bivalvia, Venerida, Veneridae.
AUGACAUCCUUUCUAGGCACUAGUGUAUCUACACCUGUAGCUGUGCUUCCAUCAAAGAAGUCAACUCCAUCUCCAGUUGUUUUAACUGUUGAAGUGGUUCUUCCACCUCUAGCAGUAUCCAGGGAUGAAGUUGUCCUCCCGCCUCCAGCUGUACGCUCUUGCAGCUCUUAUGUUGAAGUGGUCCCUCCACCGCCAGCUGUAUCCAGUGAUGAAGUUGUCUCCCCGCCUCCAGCUGUAAGCUCUUGCAGCUCUUAUGUUGAAGUGGUUCCUCCAGCAAACACAUCACAGCAAGAUUGCUCUUCAGUUGUCAGCAUGUCUACUGUUUCACAAUGA